UGAACGCAGCCAUGGUGUUGUCGAUAACCUCAUGCAAGAUUAGAUACGUAGAGUUCGUAGGAGACAGAAUUAUUAUUAUCAUCUACACUACGAGUUGUCACACAUUGUCACACUAGUGACUUGCGAGUAACUCGAUUUGAUUCCAAUGUACUUGAGCUUUGUAUCUUCGUAAAACAGACCAACACAAUCACGAUUAGAUCACGAUUAUUUGUCGAGUUUCUGAUCCGCGCACACAGCACUAUACCGGGAAGAUAAAUGCGCCCGAUAGGAGGGAGUGUCUGGUCCGUAAAGAGGCUUAGAAUUGUAAGAGAGUUUAGCGUUUACUAGCGCCGACAAAACGAUAAGGGAAGGAAGAAAAGAGGAAGGGAAAUCGCGACUUCACGUCGCGACUAUUCCAAGAGAAAAUGACCGUUAUGGAUUUUUUUGGUUGUGCCUGUUUGGCCUUCGGCCCGCCACUAGCCAUGUUUAUGUUCACCAUCGCCGCCGAGCCCAUCAGAAUAAUCAUAUUGAUUGUCAGUGCUUUUUUUUGGCUCAUAUCCCUGCUGCUAUCAUCGGUGCUUUGGUACGCUGUCGUUCCACUACAACAACAUCUCGCGUUUGGCCUGGUCUUUUCGGUACUGUUCCAGGAAGGUUUCAGGUAUCUCUUGUAUUGGGUGCUGCGUAAAGCUGAAAGAGGCUUGGAAAAAGUCACGACGACACAUGUAGCUGACAGCAGACACAUAUUUGCUUACGUUUGUGGCUUGGGUUUUGGCUUCAUGAGCGGUGCCUUUGCUUUAGUCAAUGUCCUGGCUGACGCAGUGGGACCUGGUACCAUGGGACUCCGUCAGGGUUCUGAAUACUUUUUUAUAAUAUCGGCUGCUACCACUCUGUGUUUCAUUCUCCUGCACACGUUCUGGGGUGUCAUCUUUUUCUUUGCCUUGGACAAGAAGAAUUGGGGACAGAUUAUCUGGGUGGUUGGAUCGCAUCUGGUUGUCUCGUGUAUGACAUUGCUCAAUCGUUAUCAGGCAUAUGCAGCCAGUUUAUUAUCUGCUUAUAUAGUAUUGGUAAUAACAACUGCACUUGCGUUUAGGAUCGUUGGUGGACGGACGCAGUCUUUAAUUCUCUGUUUCCAAAGGAACUGAGAGCUUACAAAGGUUACUUAAUAACACUCAUAGCAAAUCCAUCUCCGAUGUGAAUGUCAUAAUGACAAACAUCUUUCCCCUUUAGAUGUCAAUCUCUAACGCGCAUUCUACAAUAAGUUAUUAUUUAAGCUUCAAGUUUUGAGCCCUAAGAAAUUGGCCUGUCGUAGUCAAAUGUCAAAAGAAUAAUCGACUAUAAUUGAUCAGUUUCUUACGACUUGAGAUUUAAAGCUUAUGUAAUGAAUGGCUUACUGUUGAAAACCCAUAAGAAAAUCGUGUUCGUUACUCUAUUAUAUUAUAUUAUACAUAUUAUGUAGAGAAAGGUUUAAUAUGCAGGAUACUUUUUUUCCAUUCAGAUUAUUAAACAAGAUACUGAGUAUGCAACAUCAUUAAUUUUAUGUGGCAAAAUGUACUCGAUGAACUCGACAAUGUACAAUAUAUCUGUAUGUUGGUCAAACCGAUCGAGAGACAAAUCCUAUAAUUGCAUGUUUUGAAAUUAAUAUUUUUCAAAGCAUCUCUGGACGUUAAAGUUCCAAUUAUUUUCUUUAUAAAAGGUUCUAGCACUAGAUAUUUUAAUCAAGCUGCUGGUCCGUCCCAAUUAUAUGAUACAGGAACAAAAUAAUCUCUCAAUAAUCCAGUUUUGAUUCGGAUGACGUCCAAGUGUAUAUUAUCCCUUUAUAUCUUAAAGCUUGUAUCCUAAAGCUUGAUUUUUCAUUGCAGCUAUGUUGAAUUUUUGAUGUCAGAAA
Molecule: messenger RNA, 1864 nt
Organism: Mycetomoellerius zeteki
Lineage: Eukaryota; Metazoa; Arthropoda; Insecta; Hymenoptera; Formicidae
Gene: aph-1
Product: gamma-secretase subunit Aph-1
Exons: 2
Coding region: 405-1121 (238 amino acids)
Biological process (GO): protein processing; positive regulation of catalytic activity
Cellular component (GO): membrane
Source: RefSeq, a predicted model, not a curated record